AUGAACUGUAGUAUAAGGCUUUUUGUCAUAGUUGUACUUUUGGUACAUUUAACAUGGCUCUGUCAAGUAGAAACCAAACCGUGUCGACCUGGUUUAAUGAUGUGCAAUCGGCGCAAAAAUGGAAAGCGACUUUUUGUCCCUGGACAGGUUUGUGUAACGUAAAAUGUUUAUAACAUAUAUGUAUAGUAACGAUUGCUUUUUCGCAAGUUACUCAUUGCCGGUAAAAUUGUUUUUAUGUUGCUGUAUAGUACAGUCCCUGACUGGUACAGACUAUUAUGUUGCAUUUGAAGUCCACGUGGUCCUGUAAUUGAAACAGAACGAGGUGUUUUACUGGGCUACAGAGAAGUCAGUGAUGUCAUAAUUCAUAAGAAGAGCAAUGAUAUACGAUGAAUACGGGCUUAUUAUUAUCUUCACAGAACAAAGCUGCAAGGUUAUAUUUGUAAAGAUACAGAAAUANAUAAUAAACAAGUAAAAAUCACUACUAUACUGCUGUCGAUGAUGUGGCAAAGUACAGAAAUUGGCAGGUGUUAGAAAAUAAAUAAACAGAAUUAACUUACUUUUAAUAAGCACACAGCAAACAAAAAAUUCGGGCCUACAAACUUCACAAUAUCAUCGUUAAGACAAUGAGAUUUAUUACUUUUUUCUCUGGCCAAGCUGCCGCAUUAAAAGUUUUCUUUGCUACUUUAAUAUUCGUUAUUUUCUCUUUGAUCUGCUGUCCUUGAUUAAAGGAAAUUUUGAUCCACCCAAAGCUAUUAUAUUUUUCAAAGCAUUUGUUGAAACACCUCUGCAUUUACUUGGUCUAGUUAUUGAUUACCUGUCAUAACUCGCACCGCCAAAGCAAUUCACAGAUCCCUGCAUUUUUAGUGAUCUUUGCUAUUAAAGCUUCGCCGAAUCAUUAAAAAGCGUUGUCAAAGCGUUAUCGCUUUGCUAUACUCUAACAAGCUUAAAUUUACAAGGACUUAACUAUCCAAAAAUGAACCGUAGUAUAAGGCUUUUUGUCAUAGUUGUACUUUUGGUACAUUUAACAUGGCUCUGUCAAGUAGAAACCAAACCGUGUCGACCUGGUUUAAUGAUGUGCAAUCGGCGCAAAAAUGGAAAGCGACUUUUUGUCCCUGGACAGGUUUGUGUAACGUAAAAUGUUUAUAACAUAUAUGUAUAGUAACGAUUGCUUUUUCGCAAGUUACUCAUUGCCGGUAAAAUUGUUUUCAUGUUGCUGUAUAGUACAGUCCCUGACUGGUACAGACUAUUAUGUUGCAUUUGAAGUCCACGUGGUCAUGUCAUUGAAACAGAACGAGGUGUUUUACUGGGCUACAGAGAAGUCAGUGAUGUCAUAAUUCAUAAGAAGAGCCAUGAUAUAUGAUGAAUACGGGCUUAUUAUUAUCUUCACAGAACAAUGCUGCAAGGUUAUAUUUGUAAAGAUACAGGAAUGUAGGGUUUCUGGCGUUUGAGUCAAUACAAACAAAUUUCUGCAGCACGAGUGCACUAUACUGGGGUUGGUUCAGUUGAGUUGCAUCAUGGGUAGAAUGAAAAGACAUUUAAUUUUAAGUUUGUCGUUCUUCGUUGUGAUGCAUGCGACCUUUAGUUUAGCUGACGAGGGUGGUGACGUUUGUUCUAUGUAGCCUUCUUACGAUGGGCCAUUUCUAGCCGCUUUUUUAGUGCGACUGGAGCAUGAACUCAGACCAACAAAUCACUGACCAACCAAUGGAAGAAAAGCCUAUAGCGGAUCGACGAAGAUUGUUUUGAGCAUCUUUUUGAUAAAAUUAAUGGGUUUUAGUACCUUAGAUUAAUGUAUUUCUGUCCUAAAAAAAUUAAGAAGGAACGGGACAUAUGCUACAUAGAAAUUCUGACAACGUAAGGUCUUUAUCUCCCGGUGACAUCCUUAAUAUUCACAUAAGCAAAAUUCCACAAAAAACAGCAAAACAUUCAUAUCAAAAUGGUCUUUAAAAAUGUAGCUUAACCACGACAAAUAGCUAAAAUCCAAAAUGGCACUUAUCAAGACUGCUAUUUUCUAAUGACGUUGAAUGCCUUAAGCAGUGGUAUAUGCUCAGCCUACAGUAACAAAACGACGUUGCACAGCACAUUGUCUGGCAAAAAAGGGAAUUAUUUCCUCUUAUGAUAAAGAAGGGGUGCAAAUUUGGUGUGUUCCUUUAGGUGCUAGUACAAAAUGUAUCAUUUAAUUGGGAGCAAUUUAUAAAAGAAUACACUGAUCAUGCCAAAACCUUUUACCAGUUAAUUAAAUAACAACAAAAACUUGUUUUGCCCUUUCGUUGAGUUAUAUGUUUUAAAGGUAUUCUUAAUUAGCCUAAAAGAAGCUCGUCUGCGGCCGCUGUUAUUAUGGCAAUUAUUAGAAUUAUAAUUUUUUCUUAUGUCGGAGAAGGAAGCUGUCACCCAUUGCCUUCACAACAGAGAUGUUACCCCAAGCUCUUUGUUAAGUGUUAAUAAUCAGCAGAAACAAAAGACAAAAGACACUGGGUUAUAAAUUUGGGAAUUCUUGUAACUGCCUUAUUACCCGUAGAUCUAAACCUCUAAACUCUUCACAGAACCAAAUGAGCCGUAGAAUCUUCAUUUCUUUCUUUGUUGCCGUAUUUUUCGUACUACUAUUGUUUAAUAUGACGGAGGCAAGUUCUAAAGACAGAUGUAGGCCGGGCUCCAUGGUUUGCCGCUAUACUGGUCGAAGGGGAAUCAUUACAGGGGUAGGUGUACAAAAUACAAGCGAAGUGGGCAAACUAUGUCUGGACAAAACUGAUCUUGCUAUCAGACCGUGUCAGCGGUCAAGAUUAGCCUGAGACUGAUAUGAGGAAUUAUGCAGAUCUCCAAGGGUGUUAUCCCACUCCACCCGCGGCCUAUGCGGACUAAUUGUAAUGAGCAUAAAGAUCUCUUAUAGUAAGAAAGCAACAUCAAAAUCGUUAGUUAGCCACGUCUACACGUAGCAGUAAUGUGAUUAACAUUUAUAACAUGUAAGUAAAGUGCACGCUCUGAUAAGGCCUCUUUAGCUUCUAUGCUUUGUUUCCCAGUGAAGGUCUCAGGGGAAUUUACCCAUUAAUCCUCUCAUAAAUUAUGCGUACAAAUGCAUGCGAAUAAAAAUUGAAAAAAGAUACAGUUCCCUGGAGUAUCGUCACAUGACACACAUUUUGUUCACAAAACAUACAAGCUAAAAACCUUGCACAUAAAAAAAAGAGGCAAAAAAGCACAACCCAAAUUGAGAUGCUGAGCCGUUCACCAUUUGUUAAUUAAAUCUUUUUUCCACUUAUGUCCCGUCUCUUUUUCCCCCCUUAAAUUCAUGACAGAUAGAGGAUCAGCCUGUUCCAAAAAGACGCCUGACAGCAGAUGACAACGUGCAUUUAACGGUGAGUUUACUGUAAUGUUCAUUUUUCUGCGACUUUAAGAACAGCAUUUUAAAGACAAGUUGCCUUUUAUUUAAACAUUACCUCAAUUAAUAUGGUCCUUAAGUGACACAAAUAAGAUUAAUUAAUUCAAAUUACAGAUUCAAGAUGGUGGAAUUAAACAGUUCCCUCUUCCUAUCUUAAUGACGUCACCUUGACGCCACUGCUAUUGAUGAAGAUUCUCAGUGUGUUGUCAACUUUACAAUCUUGUCAAACACGUUCAUAUCUAUAUUUUUAGGGGAAGGAUAGCAAAGUUCAACAAGAUAAAGCCAAGUGACGACACGUUGUCGCCUCAAGUGAAUUAAUUUGUAUUUUGAUGAUAAAUUGAUGAGUACAGGAGUAUCUUCUUUCUGUUUCAACUUGGUGGCCGUAUCAUGAGUGCUUAAAGUUAGAGAGAGGGUGGGAGGCCUUUGAAGUCCCACGCCAGCUUCAGGAUCAGGGUGUCUAAUGAAGCCGGAUAUUUCAGUGUUGCCAAAAAAAAAAAAAACUAAGACAAAUUGAUUAAACAUUGAGCGUAUAAUCGCAUCUUGUGCACUAUCGGGAGUGGAAGGCUGAACGCGAGUAUAAGUAGAGUAUACGUAAAACAUUCUGUGUUACUCCCUAAUGAUUGUUUUUUCACGCGUAUCCUGAAAUAUUCAUGUUUAUUAUUAUUAUAUUUUUAUUUCUAGAAUCUUAUCGACGAGGAAAACAAAAAAAUUCUGGGAAGAUAA
This is a messenger RNA of Porites evermanni, 4093 nucleotides long. NCBI's taxonomy places the organism in Eukaryota, Metazoa, Cnidaria, Anthozoa, Scleractinia, Poritidae. The record is from the annotation of a GenBank genome assembly.